AUGGCUACUUCAAAUAUAAAAAUUUCUUACGUUAAUGCCACUGGUAACACCGAUUUUGCAGUUGUUGUGUUCACAAAGAACUUCAAUGUCAACACUCCAAAGGUGUACUAUUCUGCCUGGAAGAUCCUUAGGGCACAGAGCCAAGUCGACUUUGUCUAUCCUGUUUCCUUAGGUGUUGGUGUUGAAUACACUACUAGCACAGGAUUGCAUAGGGCUGGACCGUUUCCUGCAGAAUUAGGAUCAACUUGGGAGCUCUCUCAUGAUACCAUUACUUCCACACCAAGCUUAAACAAAGUUGCCAAUACUCAAGCAAAUCCAAAUGGAUCUAUUGUUGUCAAGAAUCUUCCACCUUGUACAUGGAGUGGACGCAUGUUUGAUGUUGGUGUUUACAAGGAUGGUGGUCUUCUAGUUGUUGAAAAAGAUGUCCACGUUGGUAGUCAAGCUGUCAUCAUGCUCAAGCCUAAGCUUUACUUUGCAGUUGUCUCUAACAUGGUUGAGGGUGAUGUCUUCAGUGCUAUGGAAAUUACAAGUUCUUUGACUGAAUUUGAUUUGAGCGACUAUCCUGAUGGGUUGAAAGUUACGCUCACUGAAGUAGGACGUGGCCGCCAGUUUAAGUUUGAAGGAGGAUUCUUGUAAACGAACUAUUUGAACUUGCAUGCAGCUUCUAGUCGCAUAUUUUUAGUAUAGUUUUAGUAUUUUUAGUAUAUUUUUAGUAUUUUAGUAUAGUUAGUUACCCAGUUGAUUUGCUUUAUGCUCAAGUGCUGUUUUUUUAUCAAAAAUAAUGAUUAUUAAUCU
Amphimedon queenslandica is the source of this 795-nucleotide messenger RNA. RefSeq lists its product as uncharacterized. The coding region runs from base 1 to 636 and encodes 211 amino acids. The transcript is spliced from 2 exons. Lineage: Eukaryota; Metazoa; Porifera; Demospongiae; Haplosclerida; Niphatidae. The record is from RefSeq and is a predicted model, not a curated record.